AUGACAUCAAAAAUUCACAUGUUCCUCCUGACUUGGUUGUUAACCCAGCAGGUGACAGGCCUGGCUGAGUCUUUCAAUCUGGACAUGGCUCCCGAUGCAUUUGAUGAUCAGUAUGAGGGCUGUGUCCAAGAAAUGGAGAAAAAAGCACCCCAGUUGUUAAAAGAAGAUUUUAACAUGAGUGAGCAAUUAAAAGUUGAGUGGGAAAAGGCAGAUCAACAUUGGAAGAAGAUAAAAAACAAAAUGAGCUAUCCUGAAGGUUUCCAUGAUUUCCACGGAACGGCUUUAGUAGCCUACACUGGGGACAUUCACAGAGAUUUUAACAGAGCUGUUAGAGAAUUCAGAAAAAAUUUCCAUAACUUUCCUUACAAGGCCUUCCAUUACUACUUAACAAGAGCUCUUCAGCUUCUGAAUAACAAGAGUUGUUACACAGUUUACCGAGGCACCACCAACAAGUUUCAUUACAGCAGGACGGGCUCUGUGCGAUUUGGACAGUUUGCUUCCUCAUCUUCAGCUAAGGCUGUAGCUGUUUCAAAACCAUUUUUAAGUAAUCGUGGGACACUAUUCAGCAUUGAAACAUGCUUGGGGGUUGAUAUCAAAGAAUUCUCCUUCUUGUCCACUGAAAAGGAGGUGUUAAUUCCAGGCUAUGAAGUAUAUCAGAAAGUAAUUGUAACACAAAAUGAAAAAGGGUACAAUGAAGUUUCUCUGGACUCUCCCCAAAGAGGGAAGAGCAACUUUAAUUGCUUCUAUAGCUCCACAGGAGGCAGAGACAGCCCUGCAUUCCUGCUGCAUGUGGUGCUACCUGGUCUCCUCGUCCAGCUGUUUCCUCUUGCUGAGCUGUAG
Messenger RNA from Cricetulus griseus (Chinese hamster), 840 nucleotides. The record is from RefSeq and is a predicted model, not a curated record. Lineage: Eukaryota; Metazoa; Chordata; Mammalia; Rodentia; Cricetidae.